Peronospora farinosa is the source of this 771-nucleotide messenger RNA. NCBI's taxonomy places the organism in Eukaryota, Oomycota, Peronosporomycetes, Peronosporales, Peronosporaceae. The record is from the annotation of a GenBank genome assembly.
AUGGCAGCCAAGACAUUAGCGCUGCUCCCGUUGGCCGGUCUGGCAGCCUGGAGCGGCAACGCGAAGCUCAUGCGUAUGCGUCACCAGGUACGCGCACUUCCAGGUGGAGAAGCGCUUGAUUUUAUCCCUGGCUCAAUGGACGAUACCAUAAUGGAAACCCUAGAGACGGGCGAUCUCGUUUUCUUUCAGCGCAAACUUACGGCCAUGCAGCCUCUAGCAGCGCUGCAUACGUGGAUUACUCGAGUGCGGCUGCGGCCACGCUUCGACCACUGUGGAUGGGUCUACGUAGACCGUUUGGGACGUAAGUUUAUUGUGGAGGAGACGCUGCAAAAGGUGCAAUGUCGUCCAUAUAGCGCCCGCCUACUAACGUCCGAAGCCACGGAAAUCUCCGUGUUACAACUAAAACUCGAGCGCUCUAAGGAAAUGCAAGAGGCUGCUAGCUCUUUUAUCACCGAGAAUGUGGGACGAAUGAGUCGGAUCUCGUUGCGUCACACAGUAUCUGCGUUAAUUAGCCCGGACGCAAUGCGUAAGACAAGCCCUGACGCAACACCUUCGUUCCCAAGUGCAGCUUUUGUGGCCGAGGCGUACGAUACGAUGGGGCUGGUGAGCAAGAACCAGAUCACCACCAGCCAACCAUCACUACCAGCUACUGCCAUCACUCCGCGCCACUUGGCAGAAAGUAAAGUCACAUUGCAGGUGCCGCCGGAAAAGCGAUUUGACGGAGCCAAAGCACCAGCUUUUGGCCGCUUGCUCCCGAUCAGACUCGAGUAA